UUUACUUAUAUUGCCCGUGUUGGCUAUAAAAAGCACCAUUUGAGCAACAGAAAUCAUAGUCAAUCAUUAAAUCCCGAGCGAAAUGGAUUUCGAGACGAUUUGCGAAAAGUCCAAGGCCUUCAGCAGCAAGCCACCACCAGAGGUCUACCUGGAGUUCUACGGACUCUACAAGCAGGUCCACUCCGGCGACGUGAACAUCGAGAAGCCCGCCGAUGCCGAGGGCGCGGCCAAAUACGAGGCCUGGCUGAGCCGCAAGGGCAUGUCCACAGAGGACGCCAAGGCAGCCUACAUAGCGCUCUAUGAGAAGUACGCCCCCAUCUAUACAUAAGUUCGGUUAAUACUCUGUUAAGUGCACAUUGGCAUAAUAAAAGAAACUAAAGAAGA
This is a messenger RNA of Drosophila navojoa, 384 nucleotides long. RefSeq names its product Acyl-CoA binding protein 5 (gene Acbp5). The record is from RefSeq and is a predicted model, not a curated record. Lineage: Eukaryota; Metazoa; Arthropoda; Insecta; Diptera; Drosophilidae. Gene Ontology annotation, molecular function: fatty-acyl-CoA binding. Gene Ontology annotation, biological process: fatty acid metabolic process.